Molecule: messenger RNA, 2664 nt
Organism: Rhinolophus ferrumequinum (greater horseshoe bat)
Lineage: Eukaryota; Metazoa; Chordata; Mammalia; Chiroptera; Rhinolophidae
Gene: SLAMF6
Product: SLAM family member 6
Exons: 8
Coding region: 81-1025 (314 amino acids)
Biological process (GO): T-helper 17 cell lineage commitment; positive regulation of type II interferon production; T cell activation
Cellular component (GO): external side of plasma membrane
Source: RefSeq, a predicted model, not a curated record
GUUUGAGUAAGAAGCACUUUCAACAGAGAACGAACUUGACUGCCUUAAAGUCUUCAGCACCAGUCUCCAGUGCUAACAACAUGAUUUGGCUGUUCCAGUUUCUCACGCUUGUCUUCUGCGUUGGCCCAGGGAACACAAUUUCUCAAACCCCAUUCAUAGGGGUGCUAGAAGAGUCAGUAACUCUUCCCCUGAAGUUUCCUGCAGAAGAGGAGACCCAGUCCAUCACCUGGCUUCAUAAUGGAACAUCUAUCAUCUUCAUACAGCCAAAAGAAGCACUAAUUCAGGUGACUGAUCCAAAAUGGAAAGAUCGACUGAAAGUCACCCAGUCCUACUCCUUGCAGAUCAAAAACCUGACGAUGGCAGACACAGGACUUUACCGCGCCCAGAUAACCACAAUGACCUCUUCGGUGAUUUCCGAUUACAGUCUGAGGAUUUUCAGAAGACUGAGGAACUUACAAGUUGCCAAUUACAUGCAACUGUAUGAGAAUGGGACCUGCGAGAUCCACCUGACCUGCUCUGUGGAGAAUCCAAAUGACCAUGUCUCAUUUAGGUGGCAGGUCUCAGGAAAUAUACUCCUAGAGGAAGCAAACUUCACAAUCUUCUCGGACCCUAAGACUUCCAGUGAACAGACCUAUUACUGCAUAGCUGAGAAUCCUGUCAGCAAUUUAUCCUUCUCUUUCUCUGUCCAAAGUCCCUGCAAAGGUGUUUUUAAUGAGAAAAAUCAACACCUGAAAAUCAUAUGGAUUACAGUAACAAUAGUAUUUUCUUUGAUUGCUAUCGCUGUGUGCUUAUUUGUUUCAAGGAAAAAGCUAGCAGGUUCCUCAAGUUUCUCUAUUCAGCAAACCCAGAGUCCUGCAGAGACCCUGAGAAACUCAGAGUAUGAUCCAUUCUCUCCAGGGAACACUGUGUAUGCUCAGGUCACUCAUCCAAACAUGAGAAUGGAAAACCCAACACCUAUGAAAAACAAUGAUUCCUCCACAAUUUACUCCACAAUUUAUCAAUCCAAACAGAGCAACUGCCCUUGACAAUGUCAUCUAAGUUGCUGAAAGGUCUCAAAGGAAUUCAAGAAUGAUGCAUCUUCUCUCCCGAUACCAUGGAAGAGAACAGAGCUUCAUUUCUGCCUGGCAACAGAAUUUGAACAUCUAGGAUUAUCAUUUCCAGUCCUUCAGACUUGAACCUACUUUCCUAGGUGAAACAUUUAAGGAAUAACAUCAUUUGCAGCCUGUGAUCCAAAUAGCAUUUUCUAAUCUGCUCCAGGCCAAAACAUGCUUCAGAUAACAUACCUUGAUAUUGACUUUCUCUUCGGUAACUAAGCAAAUGGAGUUAUGGUUGACAGAGAGACUAUAAUUCAGAAGACAACCAUGUCUCUCCUUUUAGAAAGCGGAAUUAUGACUCACUGGGAGAGAGUACAAUGUGUUGGUUACAUGUGUUUUCUCUGGAGUUCGAUGGAACCAUGCUCAAAUCCUCAUACUUCAUUUCCUAGACGUUAUCUCCUGAGAUGUUACCUAAGCUUUUGGAGCUUUGGUCUCCUAAACUGAAAAAGGAGAAUGGUAAUACAUCAUCCCCAUUACUCAAAACAGGAACCUGAGUUAUCCUUGACUUCAGCUUCUCUAGCUUCCAAAUAUAUGCACUUCUCUCCAAACCUUCAACCACCAUCCUAUAUCCAACCACUAUCAUCUCUAACUUGGAAUACUACAAUAAACUUUGAACAACUCUCCCCAACUUUUGCUCCCUCCACUCCAUUAUCCACAAGACAGCCAAAGUAAUAUUUUUAAUGUAAAUCAGUUCUUUCACUUGCCUGUUUAAAACCCUGAAAGAUUACCCCAUGCACUCAGAAUGAAACUGAGUCGCCAUGGCCCUGGAUGGAUUAGCUCAUCUCCAGCCUCAGCCAUUAUCAUAUGCCCACCACUAUCUCCAUUUAGCCUCCCUGAUCUUCUCUCAGCUCCUUUAUUAGAGGAAGGAGUUACCUAUGUUAGAGUUAUUCACAUCUGCCUCAAGGCCUGGUUCCAUCUUAUUCUUUAAGUCUCAGCUUACAUAUGCCAUCUUCUAAAAGAGACCUUUUCAGAUCACUCUAUCUGAAAUGGACCUCCCCCCAGCCCCAAUUAUGCUGUCACACCUGCCAUGUCAUUUAUCACAUGUCACUAAAUAUUUAUUUUUAUUUGUUUAAUGUGCGUUUCUCCAACUCUACCAUAAGCUCUCUAGGAGCAGUGACCAUAAUAAUUUUAUCACUCUAUCCCUAGCACCUAGCAUGGUAUCUAGCACAUGGCAAAUGUUCAAUAAAUAUUUUUAAUAAAUAAAUGAAUGUAUAAUAAAGUUUUAUGAGAAUUAACUAAGACAAUGUAGGGUGUCCCCCAUGGCCCCAGGCCAAUGGGGCCGCCUUCUCAGUGGAUGGGGGUGACCCAGGGAUGGCUGGGUGGGAGGACACCUGUGUCUGCAGCUAUACCUGGAGGACUCCGGCUGUCGGAUCCAGAAGCGGCCUGGCUGGCUCUUGCCUCCCAGACACCGUUGCUUCACGGGACACCCUGAGAGUGGGAACAGGUGCCCCCACCUGUCAGGAGUUUGGCGACAUGGGCAUGAUCUGGCAGCAGCACUAUUACUGCUGCUCGGUGGCCAGGGCAGCCAAAUCCACCCUUGCUGCCCUCCCCGUAGCAGGUAGGGCACCCC